AUGCCUUCUACUACUGCCUUAAAGGCAAAGUUCAGCACAGCUGCUGAUCGUCUCGAAGUCUUCCUUGAUGUUUACGCAAAUCCGGACGAAUCAAAACUCCGUGCGUCCGUUGCAAAAGCAACCUCCUCAAAACUCGAGAAUCUUCUGGAGAUCUUCAUCAACUCCUACGAGACGUUUUGCGAAACUUUUCCUACAUCUCCCGACGACAGUUCGUCGGAAGAAAUUUCCUCUACGUCGAAACGCUGCGCUGACCUCCUGGCGAGAUCUGACAAGCUGUCGAUCAUCCUCGACACGGUGAAAAUUGAAGCUUCUUCCUCUUCAGACAACGUGCCGGAGAACAAGCCAGAAAAAAAGACGAAAUUCCCGAAAGUCGAACUGCGUUCCUUCGAUGAAAUCAACCCCGACAUUUGGUUCGACCAACUUGCUCUUCAGAUGCGAGCUGCGAAGAUUACUGAUGAACAUCACCAGUUCGCCAC
Molecule: messenger RNA, 476 nt
Organism: Paramuricea clavata
Lineage: Eukaryota; Metazoa; Cnidaria; Anthozoa; Malacalcyonacea; Plexauridae
Source: the annotation of a GenBank genome assembly